This is a messenger RNA of Gilbertella persicaria, 1902 nucleotides long. Its product is annotated as thiolase-like protein. The record is from RefSeq and is a predicted model, not a curated record. Gene Ontology annotation, molecular function: acyltransferase activity, transferring groups other than amino-acyl groups. NCBI's taxonomy places the organism in Eukaryota, Fungi, Mucoromycota, Mucoromycetes, Mucorales, Choanephoraceae. Bases 45 to 1454 code for a protein of 469 amino acids. The transcript has 4 exons.
UUCUAGUUGACGGCAGUAGUGUUUUUCCUAUUUAAAGUUUUCUCAUGCACCACCUUGUUACUCAAAUAACUCCUUCUCAUAUAAUUCCUUCUCUCUCUCUCUCUCUUUUUCUUCUUCUUUAUUUCUUCUCGUUUGUACACAUUAUGACUGCAAACAAAGUCUAUGUUAUUGGUGUUGGUAUGUCCAAGUUUAUUAAACCUCGUGGUGAAGUAGACUAUCCAGAAUUUGGCCUUGAAGCAGCAGUCAAGGCAUUAAAUGAUGCUGGUAUUACUUAUGAUGCUGUUGAAUAUGCUACCGUAGGUUAUGUCUAUGGUGAUAGUACUGCAGGUCAACGUGUCUUGUAUCAACUGGGUAUGACUCAAAUUCCUAUUAUCAAUGUCAACAACAACUGCUCUACUGGUUCCACUGCACUCUACCAAGCCAAGAACGCUGUUGCUUCAGGCUCUGUUGAAUGUGCUAUGGCUCUUGGAUUUGAGCGUAUGGCUAGAGGCUCACUUUCUUCUACUUUUUCUGACCGCACUAAUCCUAUGGAUCACGUCAGCACCAUCAUGGCCCAAGAACGUGGAUUCGAACCCAAAGCACCUCCUGCUGCACAAAUCUUUGGUAAUGCCGGCAUGGGUUACAUGGAAAAAUACGGUGCUACUGAAGAACACUUGGCUAAAAUUGCAGAAAAAAAUCAUCGUCACAGUGCCUUGAACCCAUACUCUCAGUUCCGCGAUGUGUACACACUUGAACAAAUCAAGCAAUCGCCCAAGGUCUUUGGUCCUCUCACAAAACUCCAGUGCUGUCCUACAUCCGAUGGUGCAGGCUGUGCUAUCGUAGCCAGUCAAGCCUUUGUUGAAAAGCAUCAAUUAUGGGACCAAGCUGUGGAGAUUGUGGCUCAAGUGAUGGCCACAGAUUCACCUCUUAUGCUCUCCACAGAUGCGAUUGAAUGGGCCGGUUGUGACAUGACUCGUCGUGCUGCUGCUGAAGUGUACAAGAAGGCCAAGAUCACACCUAAUGAUGUGCAGGUGAUUGAACUACAUGAUUGUUUCUCAGCCAAUGAACUCUUGACCUAUGAGAGUCUGGGAUUAACGCCUAAAGGAAAAGCGCAUACGUUGAUUGACAGUAACGAUAAUACGUAUGGUGGCAAGUAUGUCAUCAAUCCUUCAGGAGGUUUGAUCUCUAAAGGACAUCCCUUGGGUGCUACAGGUUUAGCUCAAUGCACAGAACUUGUUUGGCAGUUGCGUCACUGGGCAGGCGAUCGUCAAGUGCCUAAUGCUUCUUGCGCUCUUCAGCAUAAUGUGGGCUUAGGUGGUGCUGUCGUAGUCACCGUCUAUAAGAAGGCUAACAAUGCACGCACUCAGCCUCGUGUAGGCUAUAACCCAGCUGUUGAAGCCAGAGGCAUCACUCAAGCUGAUUACGAUAAAGCAGCCUCAAAACAAAGAGCUGAAUUCUUGCAAGCCAAAUUGUAAUCCAGUAGCAAAUAAAAUUCUUAUCCGUAAUUUGGUACUAUAAACAAUUCUAUUUAUGUUCUUUUAUUGUUAUCCUCAGAAGAAAAUCUCCUAGAGCCAGAUAUCUGACUGAAGCUAAUUAUUAUCUUAUGGAGACACUCCUUCCCUGCCGCCGCCCCCCCCUCCUCCUCUCGACCUUCUACACAAAUCAUGUGCUUCAAGUACUAAAGUUUAUCAAGGAUAAAGACGAUAGGUACUUUCCCUAGAGACUCAUGCCAUGGGAAACCUUCAGCUCUAAAGAUCAAUAAUAAUAACUUUCCUAAUUAGUUAUUUCAAGUCUAAGGUAUAUCAAAAGAAUUUCAAAAUGCGAAAAGUUGAAUUAGGAAAUUCCACUAGUUCAGCUAAAAAAAACCAACAAAUAAGUUUGCAUUCUUUUUUUUUUCUCUCUCCUUUUUUUUUUUUGGUUGAU